AUGGAGGGGCUGGUUCCAGUCCUGUGGGCUUUGCUGGUGUCUGCGGGGUUUGCUGGCGGCAAGAAAGAGCCAGGUGUGAACCUGACCUGCUACCAGUGUUUCAAAGAGACCAGCCAGGCGCUGUGCACGCCCACCGUGUGCUACCCCACCGACCAGGUCUGCGUGUCCAACGUGGUGGUCUUCCUCAGCAAAUCAAAGGUGACACUUUCUCUCAGCAAGCGCUGUGCUCCCAGGUGUCCCAACACCAACAUGAAGUAUGAGUGGACACUGGGACCCAGGAUACUAGGCAGGAUCAUCAGGCAGUGCUGUUCAGGAUAUCUCUGCAACAGGGCACCCACCAUACGAGAGGGUCCCUGGGCCCUUCGAAGGGGGGUCCUGCUUGGAGCGGGCCUCCUCUGGGUCCUGCUGUGA
Neomonachus schauinslandi (Hawaiian monk seal) is the source of this 411-nucleotide messenger RNA. It is a transcript of the gene LY6L, whose product is annotated as lymphocyte antigen 6 family member L. The record is from RefSeq and is a predicted model, not a curated record. The transcript is spliced from 3 exons. Bases 1 to 411 code for a protein of 136 amino acids. Lineage: Eukaryota; Metazoa; Chordata; Mammalia; Carnivora; Phocidae. Gene Ontology annotation, cellular component: plasma membrane.